AUGGGAGCUCGUCCGAAAGAACCUUUAUUGGCAUCAUCACUCCAUUUCAACAUGCUGCAUCAGGCAAUGGGCAGCCGAAAAAGGGCAUCAGAUUCUCUUCUGUACAGCUACAAGAGAAGCCUCAAUGGUUUUCUGGCAAUAUUGACCGAUACAGAGAAGGAAAGAAUAGCCAGGAUGAAAGGCGUGGUCUCAGUAUUUCCAAACAAGAUCAUGCAGCUCCAUACCACAAGGUCGUGGGAUUUCAUUGGGUUCCCUCAGGACGUGAAGAGAACAGCCGUUGAAACCAACAUUACAAUAGCGGUGCUUGAUACCGGAAUUUGGCCUGAAUCUCCGAGCUUUAAUGACUCAGGAUAUGGUCCACCUCCAAAGAAAUUCAAAGGCAUUUGCGAAACAUCCAAAAAUUUCACUUGCAAUAACAAAAUAAUUGGAGCAAGGUACUAUCACACUAGUGGUCAGGUACAUAAUAAAGGAGAUGUAUACACACCAAGAGAUAAAAUAGGGCAUGGAUCACAUACCGCUUCCACAGCUGCCGGUGAAACAGUAAGCAAGGCAAGCCUAUACGGCUUAGGGGCCGGGACAGCUCGAGGAGGAGUACCUUCAGCUAGAAUAGCUGUUUACAAAGUGUGCUGGUCAUAUGGUUGCGAUGAUGGAAAUAUACUUGCAGCAUUUGACGAUGCGAUCGCCGAUGACGUAGACAUCAUAUCAGUCUCUCUCGGGUCUGAGCGGCCUCUAGACUACUUCGAGGAUUCCAUCGCCAUUGGAGCAUUCCAUGCCAUGAAAAAGGGCAUCUUGACAUCAAACUCGGCAGGAAAUUCAGGGCCAUUUCCCCAUUCGAUCUUAAACAUGUCGCCCUGGUCACUCUCUGUGGGAGCUAAUGUUAUAGAUCGGAAAUUUGUGGCAGAUGUGAUAUUGGGAAAUAACAAAACUUACCGGGGAGCUUCUGUAAACACAUUCCACAGCAGUGAAUUUAUCCCAAUUGCUUACGCUGGGGAUAUCCCUGCAAUUGGUUCUAAGUCAUCGGCCUCCAGGUACUGUGACGAGGGCACGUUGGACAAAGCUAAAGUAAAUGGAACGAUCGUGUUAUGUGACGUUAUGAGUUAUCGAACACCAGGCAUUGUUUUAGGAGAUGGUGGAGCUGGAGUUGUAAUGGCAGAUGGAGGUUACAAGGAUGUCGCCUUUACCCACAUUUUGCCUACAACUUAUUUGGAUACGGAUUAUGGCCGCAAGAUUGUUGGUUACAUAAAUACCACAAGGAAACCGACUGCUCUGAUCAAAAAGAGUAUAGAAAUUAUUGACAAAGACGCACCAUAUGUUGUUUCAUUUUCAUCCAGAGGACCAAGCCCCAUUACCCCUGACAUUCUUAAGCCGGAUUUAACCGCACCGGGAGUGGACAUUGUAGCUGCAUGGUCCAAGGCAACUACUGUGACAGGAUUAGAAGGGGAUACAAGAGUUGUUUCAUAUAACAUAAUUUCAGGGACAUCGAUGUCUUGUCCACAUGCAACCGGCGCAGCUGCUUACAUUAAAUCUUUUAAUCCUACUUGGUCACCUGCUGCAAUCAAAUCUGCCCUCAUGACUACUGCUACUGUGAUUCCCCCAAAAGUCAACAAAGAUGCUGAGUUUGCCUACGGAUCAGGGCAGAUAAAUCCCGUGAAAGCUGUUGAUCCAGGUCUAGUAUAUGAUAUGAAGGAGGCUGAUUAUGUGAGUUUCUUAUGUGGUCAAGGCUAUAACACCACAUUUUUGAGGCUGGUUUCGGGUGAUAACAGUUCUUGCACCCAAGGAAAUAAUGCAACAGUAUGGGAUCUUAACUACCCUUCAUUCACGCUUUCUGCAAAAUCAGGCCAGACUAUUACUCGGGUUUUCCACAGAACAGUGACAAAUGUUGGUAAUCCUGAAUCAACUUAUAUGGCCAAGGUUAAAGCUCCAUCUCAGAUGGAAGUCCAAGUCAAGCCCUCUACUCUUUCCUUCGAUUCAAAGGGACAGAAGAAGUCUUUUACAGUGAAAGUCUCCGCAACAGUUCCAAAGACUCAGAUAUCAGGUUCUCUAGUGUGGGACGAUGGUGUUCAUCAAGUCAGAAGCCCAAUUGUUGCUCACUCUUAUGCAGCUGCAGCUUGA
Messenger RNA from Oldenlandia corymbosa var. corymbosa, 2112 nucleotides. The record is from the annotation of a GenBank genome assembly. Lineage: Eukaryota; Viridiplantae; Streptophyta; Magnoliopsida; Gentianales; Rubiaceae.